Molecule: messenger RNA, 2001 nt
Organism: Capsella rubella
Lineage: Eukaryota; Viridiplantae; Streptophyta; Magnoliopsida; Brassicales; Brassicaceae
Product: protein JINGUBANG
Exons: 1
Coding region: 217-1695 (492 amino acids)
Molecular function (GO): protein binding
Source: RefSeq, a predicted model, not a curated record
AUAAAAAUCUCUGUCCUUCUUUGCCAACCAAAAUCUACAAACACACAUUAUCUUUCGACUUUCUUAUUCAUAGCUAUCAUAACCCCAAAAAAAAAAAAUCCCUCGACCAAAAAAAUUAAGAAAGUAAAAAGGAGAUUCUAUCCAUUAUUCUAUAAUCCUUAUUUUUAAAUCCAAGCAUUUUGACUUUUGUGAUAAAGAUUAGAAGAAAAGAAAGCGAUGAGGAACGAAACGGGUGGUACCAUGGUCGUUGAUCUCCAAACCGAUCCAUAUAACAAUAACCUCAAUCGCCACGACCUUAGCGAUGGUCCCAAACCGAGACCUAAAUUUGGUGAUCUCUUGAAAGCUGAUCACGACGGAAUAUUCCCUCCUGACGAUCCCAUCAUUGUAAACAGCAACUUAACUCACCAGCGAUUCAGCAGCGUCUCGGCCUCCACCAUGAGCAGCGGUCCGGCCAGCGGAGAAGGUUCUCCCUGCGUAAUGUCUCCUUGGGCUCGCGUGUCUCCCCCUUGGGGUGCGGAUUUCAACGAAGACAAUGUCCUCGAAACCAACGGUCUCAUUGGAUCCAUUGUAAGGAAAGAAGGGCACAUAUACUCGCUAGCCGCUUCUGGUGACCUUCUCUACACGGGCUCGGACUCGAAGAACAUUAGGGUUUGGAAGAAUUUGAAGGAGCAUGCCGGGUUCAAAUCCAGUAGUGGGCUCAUUAAGGCCAUUGUGAUAUUCGGAGACAGGAUCUUUACCGGUCAUCAAGACGGGAAGAUCCGGAUUUGGAAGGUUUCCAAGAGAAAACCGGGAAAACACAAGCGGGUUGGCACAUUGCCGACUUUUAAAUCAAUGGUCAAGAGCUCCGUAAACCCUAAGCAUUACAUGGAGGUACGCCGCAACAGAAACUCCGUGAAGACGAAGCAUAACGACGCCGUAUCUAGUCUUAGCCUCGACGUGGAUCUUGGUUUGUUGUAUUCCAGUUCUUGGGACACGACGAUCAAAGUGUGGAGGAUCUCGGAUUCUAAAUGUUUGGAGUCGAUACAUGCACACGAUGACGCGAUAAACUCUGUAAUGUCCGGUUUCGAUGACUUGGUGUUCACGGGAUCCGCGGAUGGCACUGUUAAAGUGUGGAAACGUGAGAUGCAAGGCAAAGGAACGAAACAUGUGCUAGCUCAAGUUUUGCUCAAGCAAGAAAACGCAGUCACGGCUUUGGCCGUAAAAUCAAAAUCUUCCAUCGUAUAUUGCGGAUCCUCUGACGGGCUAGUGAACUAUUGGGAGCGUUCAAAGCGGUUAUUCACAGGCGGAAUACUAAAAGGCCACAAAUCCGCAGUACUAUGUCUCGCUAUAGCGGGGAACUUGCUGCUGAGUGGUUCAGCCGACAAGAAUAUAUGCGUGUGGAGACGGGACCCGUCUGAAAAGUCCCAUCAGUGUCUCUCUGUUUUGACGGGACACAUGGGACCGGUAAAGUGUUUAGCGGUGGAAGAGGAACGGGCUUAUCGUAAGGGGGCAAAAGCCUCUGCAACGGCCGAAGGAGACAGGAAGUUUAUUAUAUACAGCGGAAGUUUGGACAAGUCGGUGAAAGUGUGGCGAGUGUCGGAGAGGAUGGCCACGUGGAGGGAGAUGGACGAGCCAGCAGCAUCUUCCGGACGGAAGAGCUCUUCCUCUCAGCAUGAAGGGAGUGGCGCGUGGGGUUCACGGGACAUGGAAAAAUAAAAAAAGAGUGGAAGGAAGCAUAUAGAUUAUAGAGUGUGAUUAUUUUCAAAACUGUCCCGUCGUUGCUCAGUCACGCCGGGAAAGAGUCACAAAGGAUUGAUUUCAAUUUCAUGACCAAGUCAACUAAGAGGUUUGUGCCGCGUUAGCAUGGUGAGAGAAUCCAAAGUCGGGUUCAUGGUUUUCACGUAGUGAGUUUUGCUUUUUCUUCUCUAAACGAAAGUGUAAUCUUUAUUUUUUUCCCUAAAUUUGUAAAAUAAACAAGGAGAAAGACGGAUUCAAACGUGUUUGUUUUAUUUAUAUUUUCUG